UGAGAGCUCUGAUUUUUUUGCGGAUUUCCACCGAGUUUCCACUUGUAGGCUGAAAAGCUAAACUAAGCGUCCCCGUCUCUUUAAUCUUAUGGAUGCCGUAUGAUUGUGCUGUGAGAGAGAUCCUAACCCACAGUGCAUUGUGGAGAAAAGCGACACAGACAUUGGGCAAGAAGAGAAACAAAACGGAAAAAAACAUUGAGAGCAACCUUCCUGGUCACAGUUGACUUACAGACUUUGCAGAGCUUCAGUCAUACACACAAUGAUGAACUUCACCUUGAUAACAGCUUUGAUUCUCUGCAGCAUCAGCUGGAUCUCUGUCUCAGCUUCUGAGUCUCAGACUGUGAAUGUCCAGCCUGGUGAAGAAGCCACGCUGCUGUGCUCUAAGACGCCCGAAUCUGACUCUUUGGCAUUAUGGUUCAGAGUGGUCAACAGAACCAAGGCCAGCUCCAUUUCCACUAUGAUCAGCUCUACCAGCAGUCCUGUCUACUUUGAUGGAUUUCAAAAUGGAAAAUUUGAAAUGGGAUCCAACACCUCCGCUGUCUCUCUUAAAAUUAAGACAGUGGAUUUUUCUGACUCUGGGCUGUAUUUCUGCGGAUUUUACACAGCAGGACGGUCAAUUUUAAGUGUGAUACAUUUAAAUGUUGAAGGCAGUGAUGAAUCUCAGGAAGACGUUGACACAAAGUCUAAAUCAGAGUGUGACAGAAUAACAAUGUUGAUGAGUGUGAUCCUGGGCGGUCUGACUGUUUUCCUCGUAAUGGUCGUCGUUGGUCUGGUUGUUAAAAACAGGAAACUUCAGACAGCUGCCAGUGAAGAACAGAAUCCACAACAGCGUGAGAGAUCAACUUUUGCACAUCAGAUCGUUGGUGGACACUUUUUCACCACGAUCAACCAACAAUAAGGAAUAUCCAUGGCGUCGGUUACCUGUUGGCGCACCUGGAAAACAGAAUGAAGGAAACAAGGGUCGCAGGCCGGGUCCUGGUCAGGCUGAGGUAACGUGCAUACCGGCCUCCUCUACUGAGUAUUCUUUUAGCAAAUGUCCAGUCUCUGGAUAAUAAGCUGGAUGAACUUAUAAGCAGGAUGGCUUUUCAUUUAUACUACAUAACUGCACAACCUGUUAACAGUUUAUACAUAUUACCAUUACUGUACACCUGUCUACCAUAAUAUUAUAUUUUAUUCCUAUAUUUUAACUUCUGUGCAAUUGUAUAUCUAUGUAUUGGAUUUUAAGUUGCUCUGUUAGACACUGGCAAAGUAAGGACUGUGAUGUAAUGCUGUAAAAAUAACAUCAAUAACAGAUUGUAUUUAUCAUUAGUCUGAAUUUUAGAGUCUGCUUUCCUCUCAUUAAAAUUAUUUCACUGUGGCAUUUAUGGAUGAGCUGUUUCAGCUUUCAUCAAAUAACAGAGUCAGGUCUGUCCAUUUAGCUAUUAGUCAGCGCUUAAGCCACUAGAGAUAAAGUACUGUACAGAGAGUCUAACUUAAUAAUAUCUCCUGUAGAAAAUCCUCAUGGAAAAACAAGCCCAUAUGAUACUGGGUUGCUGUGACUGACACUGGUAUGGCUGCCAACGUCAGCAAACUUCAGGCAGGUCCUUGUUGUAAGCUGUUUUAUAUUUUGUUUUAUUAAGUUAUCUUAAUAUGAUCAAAAAAUCCAAAGCUUCUUGUUUGGAAAAUUUCAUGAACUGCAAUGUUUCAGUUAACUGACCAGAUAUACUGUUUCUGUCUUUUAGCUGAUAAUGAAUCAGAAUCCACAACAGAGAGAGGUGAAUCCAAUUCUGACAUGGAAUUAAGAUUAAGGUUAAAUUAAGGUCAAAUUUUAUUCUUUUAGGUUUUAUGGUUUAAAAGCUGCUGGAAUCACUUCGGGUAAUUUAUAUUUUAUUUCUUCUCACCGACUCAGCUGUGUAAGAUGUGACUGUAAAUACUUUUGUUUAGAGAAUCUGGACUCUGAUGACCUGAAGGACGCAGCACUGACUUUGUAUUCAACAGCAAUAAGAAGCAGGAGGCCUGCAUCAGAGAGGGAAGUGGAAGCUCAUGUUAUUUAUGCUGCCAGCAGGAAGAAACUGGAACUGCAAC
Messenger RNA from Siniperca chuatsi (mandarin fish), 2064 nucleotides. RefSeq lists its product as uncharacterized. The transcript has 7 exons. Gene Ontology annotation, biological process: response to bacterium. Bases 260 to 898 code for a protein of 212 amino acids. NCBI's taxonomy places the organism in Eukaryota, Metazoa, Chordata, Actinopteri, Centrarchiformes, Sinipercidae. The record is from RefSeq and is a predicted model, not a curated record.